AUGCUUUUCUCAUUACUCUCUGUGGCAACUUUAGCUAUUUCAUCUAGCUAUGGAUAUAUGAAUGAUGGAACACAACAAAAUGUUGGUGAAUAUGUCUCACCAUAUGAUAAUGAUCCAACAAUACAAUCACAUAAUUUGAAUUUUUACAAUUCUUAUGUUCAAACUCAUCCAUAUCAACCAAAUUUUCAUCAUGAUCAUAUUGAAGAACCACUUCAUGAUGAUCUUUAUGAUCACAUUGAUUUUCAUCAUUUUCCAGGAAACUUUAAUUUUGGACAUUUUGGAAUUCAUGCACCACCACCAAAAUCUCCAUAUGAAUUUUGUUUUAGACCAAUUUAUUUGCCUAUUGUUAGAUCAAAUCAUCAUUUUGUUAACUUCUGUGCAAAAUAUGCAAGACAUAUUAAUCGUGCUCCACAACACCCAAAAACUCCAAUAGACAUGGAUGUAGUAGAAGGUUCAGGAAUGGAUGGAAUUUUAUAA
Messenger RNA from Strongyloides ratti, 477 nucleotides. RefSeq lists its product as hypothetical. The record is from RefSeq and is a predicted model, not a curated record. Bases 1 to 477 code for a protein of 158 amino acids. The transcript has a single exon. NCBI's taxonomy places the organism in Eukaryota, Metazoa, Nematoda, Chromadorea, Rhabditida, Strongyloididae.